Molecule: messenger RNA, 1441 nt
Organism: Carica papaya (papaya)
Lineage: Eukaryota; Viridiplantae; Streptophyta; Magnoliopsida; Brassicales; Caricaceae
Product: 4-hydroxy-tetrahydrodipicolinate reductase 2, chloroplastic-like
Cellular component (GO): chloroplast stroma
Molecular function (GO): 4-hydroxy-tetrahydrodipicolinate reductase activity; NADPH binding
Source: RefSeq, a predicted model, not a curated record
UCAAAAUUUAAUUUCUCCGUCUCCUGGCCUUCCGAAGUUCACACUCCCAGUGACGACAUUGAUUAUCAGCAUUUUCAAAAUGAGAGCGAAUGGGUUAAUGGCGACUGCAAAUCCCGUCAUUCAACGAGAACAUAAGCUCGUGGAUUUCUUCUAUGCAGGAAAUGGGCGGAGCAUUAGCUGCAAUACUGGCAUUAGCUUUGUCUGUAAGCAAAAACGUCGGUUUCCUCUCCGGGUGUCUAUGUCGACCCUGCCCAUUGAACAUGUAGAGAAGCCAAGUUCAAAGAGCAUCGGCAUCCCUAUCAUGGUAAAUGGAUGCAGUGGCAACAUGGGAAAGGCUGUUAUAAAAGCGGCAGAAUCUGCUGGACUCCAUAUUGUUCCCAUGUCAUUUGGAUCUGCAGAGGAGGCAGGGCAAACCGUGGAAAUAUGUGGAAAGGAAAUUCUGGUGCAUGGUCCAGCUGAUAGAGUAAGCAUCCUUUCAUCUGUGUUUAACGAGUAUCCCGACUUGAUUGUGGUGGACUACACCGUGCCUAAUGCUGUGAAUGAUAACGCUGAGCUCUAUUGCAAAGUUGGAGUGCCCUUUGUUAUGGGAACCACUGGUGGAGACAGGGAUCUGCUAUAUAAAACUGUAGAGGAUUCUAAGAUCUACGCCGUGAUCUCCCCACAAAUGGGGAAACAGGUUGUUGCAUUUCUUGCAGCCAUGGAAAUUAUGGCCAAGCAAUUUCCUGGAGCCUUCUCUGGGUAUUCCUUAAAGGUCAUGGAAUCUCAUCAAGCAGGAAAGUUGGACAUCUCUGGCACAGCCAAGGCUGUCAUCUCUUGCUUUCAGAAAUUGGGGGUGUCUUUUGACAUGAAUCAUGUACAAUUGAUUCGCGAUGCAAAGCAACAAAUUGAAAUGGUGGGAGUUCCAGAGGAGCAUUUGGCUGGUCAUGCUUUCCAUUUAUAUCAUCUAACAUCGCCUGAUGAAACAGUUUCUUUCGAGUUCCAACAUAAUGUUUGUGGUAGAUCUAUUUAUGCAGAGGGCACGGUUGAUGCUAUACUCUUUCUUGCUAAGAAGGUUCGGUUGAAGGCAGACAAGAGGAUCUACAAUAUGAUAGAUGUUUUGAGGGAGGGCAAUAUGCGAUAAAGAUUGGUUUUUUUUUUUUGGCAGUCAAGUUCUAGGUUUGCUGCGCAGUUAUUCGGGUGGUUUGUGUGUAGAAGAGCUUACGAAGCCAGGCGUAUGGAGUUUUCACUUGCUGGCAUUGGCUGGCUGAGGGUUAGAAGAAAGGUUGCUUUCUUCUUGAAACAGGUGCAUCUUGUUUGCUUUCAAAUCUGCAUGUUAAAGCAGAGAUUUAGAAUUAGAUUGCGAGCAGGCUAGUGUAGAAAGAGUCCCCGUAAACCCUUUUUAUACAGGUUUGAAAUAUCGAACUUACUAUCAAUAAGAGGAUAUUUAGUUUAUUUGGUGUGA